AUGAGCAUAAAUUCAAGCAAGGAGAAGGCGAGGGGUGACCUAGGUCACUCCAAAAAGUUUAUCAAACCUGAAGACUAUAAACAAAUUGAACAAUUCGUUUCUCAAGGAAUUACAGAUCCUAAUGUCAUUUCUCAGAAGGUACCACACAGCGUGCGCAAGAUAAAAACUUAUAUUAAUUGCAUUCAAAAAGGGAUCAAAAAUGUUUUCACUAUUGAAGAAGAUAUUUUGCUUGCCCAAAAAUUAAAGGAAGGAAUCACAAGCCAAUCAGUUCUUGCUAAAAUCAUCAAAACAAAAAUUGAUUGGAUGAUUAGAAACAGAAUCAAAAUAUUUCAUAGGUAUUUUGGAGAGAUCAAUAAUAUUGAUGUUAACAAAUUAAUACAGAAAUUGCAUCAAAAUGAUACUGCAGAUAUUGAUCUUAAUGAUCAAGAAGAUAUCACCCCUAAAGGAUUUAUUACAGACAUUGGUGAUUAUGAAAACACAGAUAAUAUUGAAGCCAACACCAAUGGAGAAGAUGAAAAUAGGCAAACAGAUAUGAAUUUUGUAGAAAAUCCAAUUCAAUUUGAUGAAUUUGAAGAAAACAAUAUGUCAUGGUCAGAAUUAAAUCCAGAUUCAUAUCAAGAGAUUUUUUAA
Molecule: messenger RNA, 630 nt
Organism: Trichomonas vaginalis G3
Lineage: Eukaryota; Parabasalia; Trichomonadida; Trichomonadidae
Exons: 1
Coding region: 1-630 (209 amino acids)
Source: RefSeq, a predicted model, not a curated record